Papilio polytes (common Mormon) is the source of this 2291-nucleotide messenger RNA. Its product is annotated as E3 ubiquitin-protein ligase TRAIP. The record is from RefSeq and is a predicted model, not a curated record. The transcript is spliced from 9 exons. NCBI's taxonomy places the organism in Eukaryota, Metazoa, Arthropoda, Insecta, Lepidoptera, Papilionidae. Bases 144 to 1376 code for a protein of 410 amino acids.
AUUUUACUUUUUAACUUUUCCUGUUAAUUCAAUUAAUAUAAUCAGUAAAAUGAUUUUUCUAUUCACAAGUUUGAAAUAAGAACUGUUAGUUCUGGCGUUGACAAAAAUAUUUUUAACAAGCCUGCAAUUUAUUAAAUGGAAAAAUGCAUAUGAUAUGUUCGAUAUGUAACGACUUACUAAACCAAACUGAGAGUAUAUAUGCUAUAAAAUGUGGGCAUAUGUUCCAUCAUAAUUGCUUGGCGCAGUGGAUAGCAAGAUCGAAAUCAUGCCCCCAAUGCCGCAACAGGGUGACAGACAAAUGUAUGUUCCGUCUGUACCCUACAAUAUGUAAUGACAACACGGGCGAUGAUGCGGCAACUCUUCAGUCCCGGCUGGACAAUGUUCAGCUGCAGCUGCAUGAACAGAAGAAAGUUUCCAAAGAUAAAGAGGACAAGCUCAAGAGUUUAAAAUCUGAAUUAGCUAUUAAUAAAGAGGUGUUAUCAAGUUGUGAACAAAGGUUGGUACAGCAGGAGUCCGCUAUUUCAGCAUUAAAGGAAUACAACAAUUGUCUUAAAGCUGAAGGUAAAAAAGUAAAAGCAUUACGAGAUGAGAAUCAAAGUCUUAAGAAAAAUAUCAGCACAAUGCAUCGGCUACAAAAAGUAUUGAAUGCAACCAGUAGUGAGGUAGAGACAAUGUUGGAAGGUUAUUCUGAUAUUAAAACUGUUGCAGUUUUUGCAACGGCAUUGAAAAGGGCCUUAUGUGAAUCGGAAGCAAAGAAAAAUGAAUUACGUCAUCGACUUGAUGAAGUCUCCAAGAUGCUUGUCGAAGAAACAAAUAAAGUCGCUGAUGUAAGACAAUCUUUAAGGUCAGCUGAAGACGAAAUCCAAGAACUCCGUCUGAGGGUAAUUCAAGAUCAGAAAAGAGACGCUGAGCAGGCAUUUGGUGUUGAAAAUGAUAUACAAAAUAAGGUGCAAAAGAUUGAUGACGAUGUCAAAAUUGUUGACAGCCCUAGUGUUUCAACUCUAGUGGAUGAGAUAGAGAAUUCCGACUCUCCAUAUCUAAGACUGAAACAGAGCUCGGUAGCUGUGGCCGUGUUGCAGCAGAGAAACCCUCCAGCUGUUAAUAAAACUAUAAAACCAUCGGAAUUUGGUAUCCUCAAGCCAGCGAGGAGAUCAAUAUUAAAGAAAACAUUUAACAAUACAAGUAUAUUCCACAAAAAGGAGUCUACUGGAAUGGACUCUCAACACAAUCAAGAUAUCAACUUAGAUGUAACUUAUGAUGGCCUAGGUGGACACUCUAAGCCUAGACCCUUCCCUGCGACUAGAUCACCUAUUCCAAAGUUACCUAAGUUAACAUCUAAGCACAAACUUAGACGACCAAAUACUACACAUAAGUAAAAUAUUUGAGAUAGUUAUAAGAUGGUGAUUUGUAUUUUGAUGUAAUCAAAGAAAUUAAUUUGCAACCCAACUAUAACAAUAUCACAGAUUUUUUCAUAAGAAAUUAAAUGUUUUGUAAACAAUUUUAGACAAUUUGAACGAAAUUAAAAUAAUUAAUAAUUGUCCAAUGCUCAAAGUUAAGAAAUGAUUAAUUUAAGCAAUGUGUUAUAUAAUAAUUUAAAUAAUUUCAUAAUUGUGUACAUUUUACUAUUGUUAGUCGAUUUUCAUUAUUUUUAUAUUAAUAUAUUAAUAGAGAAUAAGGUUGUUAUAAAUUUAAGCAUGAACUGAAUUUUUUAUAAAGCUUUAAUAACUUAACUGCAUGAUUUACAUAAUUCUUUACAAUCGGUGCUGGCACCAAAGAAAUCAACAAAUAUCUACAAAUAUGUUUGCAGUGAAGGUACAGUUAGGUAAGUAAUUGUGUGUACAAUUCAUUUUAGUAAAGUACUAUUACACUAAAAGGCUAGAUUUGUGUCAAUCAGCUCUGAACUAUCAGAUCACUAACAGGAACUAUUGAGCUACCACUCAGUUAAACUAUAUAUACUAGAGCCGUGCAAGUUGUCCCGACUUGCAGCUCAUGUGAAUUACCUCUAGGUACAAAUUGAGCUGUGACCUAGUUCACUAUAGUGUCUAAAUAAUUUAGAUUAGUUUGGACAAUUCAUUUCAAAUUUAGUAAGGAUGGGUUGUGUAAAAUCAGUCAUGAAUCUUAUCGAUUUUUAUUCUUAUAGAAGUUGGAAUCGAUAGAUUUAUAGUUAUAACUUAUGAACUAAAACAAACACUGUUUUCCCAAAUUAACAUUGAUCAUAACAAAUAAUGAGAGUAAAUAAAUGUUUGUUACUACUACAGCCGUACGUAAUCGAAUUGGAUUUCGCUAUUAUU